Molecule: messenger RNA, 2197 nt
Organism: Sodiomyces alkalinus F11
Lineage: Eukaryota; Fungi; Ascomycota; Sordariomycetes; Glomerellales; Plectosphaerellaceae
Exons: 3
Coding region: 151-1893 (580 amino acids)
Biological process (GO): cytoplasmic microtubule organization; cytoskeleton-dependent intracellular transport
Cellular component (GO): cytoplasm; centrosome
Molecular function (GO): dynein light intermediate chain binding; microtubule binding
Source: RefSeq, a predicted model, not a curated record
ACCUUACAUAGUACAUACGUACAAUCUGUCAAUUCUACCAACACCACUCCAGCUUCCAAGGACCACCACCGCACGACGCAAGAGAUUAAUGCAUCCCACCUAGAUCAGACUUACGACGAUACUACCUAAUUCCUAACAUUCGUAGCCGUCAUGGCCGAUGCCGACGAGAAGGCGAAAGCCGAAAAGUUGGCGGCCGUAAGGAAACGAGCAGAGCAGAUCAAGAAGAAGAAGAAGAAAGCUGCCCCGGCGGAGCCCCGGGAAGACGCCGAACCCGCCCCCGCGGCAGAGCCAGAAGGGGGCUCCUCCACAAGCAAGCCUGAAGUCGAAGCUCCCGUACCCGAGGAUUCCAAGGAUGCGCCCUCGCCUGACGAAGACUUUGGAGCCCUGGACCUCUCCGAAGAUCAUCCACCCGCGUCCCCCUCUCCGUCCCAACCGCCGGCCUCCCUCGCUCAACAGUCAAAGUUGCGCUCCGCUUCGUUCCGCCAAGGUUCGAUUUCUGUCGGCAGCGGCCCGCUGUCUCCCGGCCCCUUCAGUCCAGAGGGUGAGACGGCCACGGACAUCUACAAGAAGCACGUUGCCCGCAUAGAGGAACUAGAGAAGGAGAACAAGCGUCUGGCCAAGGAGGCGACCGAUGCAGAGAAGCGCUGGAAGAAGGCCGAAGAGGAGCUUGCCGAUUUGAGGGAGGAAGACGGCCAGGGUAGCGGCAGCAAGACGGGAUCUGAUAGCCUUGUCGAGAACCUGAAAUCCGAGAUCGCCUCUCUCGAACGACAGAACACUCAGCUCCAGCAGCAACUUUCCCGCUCCGGGUCAUCCCGGCAGGGCUUGUCGUCACCGUCCGUCUCUGCCGGAUCUCCCCCGGCCAUCGCCGAGCUCGAGGCCAGUCUGGCCUCCAAGUCGGCCACCAUCGAGACCAUGGAGCUCGAGAUCUCCAAGCUCCGCGCGCAGGCCGACCGCUUUCCAUCCGAGCGCGAGCAGAUCGCCGCCCUCGAAGAACGCCUCGCCCGCUCCGAAAAGGCCGCCAGCCUCGCCCAGCGCGAGCUGGCCGACGUGCGCCGCAACCUCGACCGCACCACCGAGAAGGUCGUGCGCGAAGGCAGCGAGCGCACCUCGGCCGAGACCAAACUGCGGGCCCUGGAGCACGAGCUCGCCGACGCCCUCGCCGCGCGCCUCGACGUCGAGAAGAAGGCCGACGACCUCGAGAAGAAGGUGGCCGCCCUGAAGACGCUGCACAAGGAGCACGACGCGCGCACCCAGGCGCUGCGACGCGACAAGGAACGCGCCGAGAAGGAGGUCAAGGACCUCAAGACCCGGGCUGAGCGGCUCGAGGGGGAGAACGGCCAGCUGCGGAGCCGCCGGUCGGUCGAGGGCGGGGGCGGGGGCGGCCUGGACGACGAAGGCGUGGACGAGCUGGAGAACGAGGUGCGGGGGCGGCUCGAGAAGAAGAUUCGCGAUUUGGAGGCCGAGGUCCAUGAUCUGCGCCGCGGCGUGUGGCAGGAGAAGCGCCGCGAUCUUGCUGACGCCGCCAGCCCCGGUGCGGCGUCGUUCCAGGACGUGGAUCUCGGCGCGCCGUCACCCGGCGCUGCGCGUAAGGGCAGCCACCACCACCGCCACCACCAUCAGCAUCAGCAUCACGGUGGCGGUAUUACGAAUAUUAUUCAGACCGGUCUCAACGUGCUCACCGGCCAUACCGAUGAUGACGACCUGUUAGAAGAAGACGACGUGGAGUUCGACGAGGAUGCGUUCCGACGGGCGCAGGAGCAGGAUGCCAAGGCGCGGCUUGAGAGGAUUAAGGAGAUCAAGAGGGGGCUCAAGAAUUGGGAAGGCUGGCGGUUGGACCUCGUCGACCUGCGGCGGGGUGGCCAGGAAGGGUUUGGGGACAUUUUCGACGUCUAAGUUGGGCUUUGCAAUGUGUUGGGAUGCGUUGUCCAGGUUACGUGAAGCAUUGGUCGUAGUAUGUCGAGCUUUAUGAUACGCGUUUCUGCUUGCUUGUCUAUGAAUGAAGCCCCUCGCAUGGGAGAUUUCGAAUAAUCAAAGGGAGAGGUUCUGAUGGGGAUGUGUUUUCCCAUGACAACAUUAUGGAAACAUAGAUUUCUCUGGAUGGUCCGCAGGGCCCAGGACGGAGAUGACGAGGUUCUAUAGACUACAUAUUUUCAUACACAAGAGGCAGCGCUUCCGCCGAAUAUUACAAGCGUCUUCU